Messenger RNA from Thermothelomyces thermophilus ATCC 42464, 1800 nucleotides. RefSeq lists its product as uncharacterized. NCBI's taxonomy places the organism in Eukaryota, Fungi, Ascomycota, Sordariomycetes, Sordariales, Chaetomiaceae. Gene Ontology annotation, cellular component: nucleus; cytosol. Bases 254 to 1642 code for a protein of 462 amino acids. The record is from RefSeq and is a predicted model, not a curated record. Gene Ontology annotation, biological process: protein quality control for misfolded or incompletely synthesized proteins; glycoprotein catabolic process; protein deglycosylation. Gene Ontology annotation, molecular function: peptide-N4-(N-acetyl-beta-glucosaminyl)asparagine amidase activity. The transcript has 2 exons.
CGCUGCCUACCACAAAGAGUCAAGGGAAGGAACAAGUUAACUAGUUGCACGACCACGAUUACGACGACAACGACAACGACGGCGACGACGACGACGAUUUUCUUUUGCCACAGAAUUGAUCGUCCUUUUCUCCGAUCCGCGAACACAUUGCCAACCCGUCUUCCCCUCCAAAUCAAUCGAUCAAAUAAUAGUGCCCGCCUUUCAACAACUGCCGCUCAACGCAACUGCCGGUCGGUCAUCGCACAAAUAAGGCAUGGAUGCUAACGGGAGGGACGCCCAACGGGGCGGGAACGAGUACGGCGAGGAAUGGGCACACGGCCUGAGGGUGCAGUUCGAGCAGCUGCUGAGGACCAAGCGGUUAAACGAACUACAGGCAAGAUCACGGCAGGGCUCGCCCGGGCCCGGUCACAGCGCUUCGACCAACAGCCACCGAGAUGGCCACGCCUCCGGUCGCAACAGGCAAGGCAAUUCCGGCGACGCUUCAACGCCCCCCUCUUAUUCGGUCGUCCGCAAUCUUCCCAAGGUCCCGAUCCCCCCCUCGCCCGACGACCUCGAGUCGACGCGGUUCAGGAACCUCCUCAUCUCGUUGUCCGCGACGCCCAUGAAGUAUGAGAACCCAGGCCUGCUAGACGAAGCCCUACAAGCGGUCCCGCUCGAUAGGAUAUACAGCGAGGCCGAGGAGGAGUGCCAAGUGCUCCAGGCCCAGGCCGAGAGCAUGGGAGACGGGCGCAAGCCGGAAUGGGGCUACCAGGACUGCAUUGUCCGCGCCCUCCUCAGGUGGUUCAAGAACGACUUCUUCACGUGGGUCAACAACCCGCAGUGUCCGGUCUGCUUCUCCCCGACCAUCGCCCAGGGAAUGACACAACCGACGCCGGAAGAGAAGGCCUGUGGUGCGUUGCGAGUCGAGCUAUACCGUUGCUCCAACAACAGCUGCCGGGCAUAUGAACGCUUCCCCCGCUACAGCGACGUGUGGCGCCUCAUGCAGACGCGGCGCGGGCGAUGCGGCGAGUGGGCCAACUGCUUCAGCAUGCUCUGCCGCGCAAUUGGCUCGCGCGUCCGGUGGGUGUGGAAUGCCGAAGAUCACGUAUGGACCGAGGUCUACUCGGAACACCAGAAGCGGUGGAUCCACGUCGACGCCUGCGAGGAGGCGUGGGACAACCCCAGGCUGUACACCGAGGGUUGGGGCAAGAAGAUGUCGUACUGCAUCGCCUUCUCGUACGAGGGCGCGACCGACGUCACCCGGCGCUACGUGCGCAAGACGGAGUACUACAACGAGCGCACCCGCUGCCCGGAGGAGGUCUUGCUGUACGUCAUGAAGGAGAUCAAGCACCUGCGCCGGGCCAACUUCGACAAGCAGAAGCGCUUCGAGCUGGAGAAGGAGGACUCGAGGGAGGAGCGGGAACUUCACAGCUACGUCGUCGCCUCCAUCACGCAAGCCGUGACCCAACUCGUCCCGAACGCCGUCGAUGCCGGGCCGAGCGGCCGAGGGACGUCUUCCAACGAGGACACCAAGGUUCCCGUCUCCGCCGACCUGCCCGCCCGUCAAAGCGGCAAUGCCGAGUGGGUGGCUGCCCGCGGCGAGAACGGCAGGCGAAACCAAGGAUUCCCACCUCCUCACGGCCAGGAACCGCCGUUCCCCUGACCCUGAUUUUCUAUAACAACACCUUUUCUCCGCUUGCCUUCCGGACCCAACGACAGCUUCUGGUUUCAUCGGCGUCGUCUAAGCAUAUCCGUCGAGGAGCCGGCCAACAAACGGUUUCGCUGUGUUGUUUGCAGCAAGAUACCCACCGCUUGUUGUCG